Molecule: messenger RNA, 4952 nt
Organism: Ictalurus furcatus (blue catfish)
Lineage: Eukaryota; Metazoa; Chordata; Actinopteri; Siluriformes; Ictaluridae
Gene: srm
Product: spermidine synthase
Exons: 8
Coding region: 2751-3575 (274 amino acids)
Biological process (GO): spermidine biosynthetic process
Cellular component (GO): cytosol
Molecular function (GO): spermidine synthase activity
Source: RefSeq, a predicted model, not a curated record
GGCCUGGUCAAGCGAUGAGUCUUCAGGUAGAAGAGGUUCUGUAUCAGAAAAAGUCCAAAUUUCAGGAUGUGUUGGUGUUUAAAAGUCCUGUUGAGAAGACUGAAGUCUGCUGAUCACAAAUUGUCCGUAUAGCCACCAGGAAUUGUUCCAGGUGGUCAGUAAACUGGUAACCUUGGAGACCACAUGUUCUCUAUGCACUGAGUUCUCAUUACUGAUCAGUUCUAACAUCCUCAUGUGAGUUACAUACAAAGUCUGCAUAUCAAGGGUUCUUAAAAAAAACAACAACAACCUUUUACAAUAAAUGUACAAUGCUAUACUAUUUGGCUAUUUAUUUAAGCCAGAAUGUUUUCAUUUUUCUAACCUUUCCUCCCAUGGAUCCCAUUUAUAUGAAUACUGGCAGGUUAGAUUCCAGUUGAGGUUGUUAUUUAUAGGCGUACUAACUUUCAUGACGGUGGAUAUCCAGCACUGUAACAAAACAACAACGAAAAAAAAUCUCACCCAGGAAGGCUAUAGUAACUCAAAUAACCACUCAUUGCAACCGUGGUGAGCAGAAAAGCAUCUCAGAAGGCACGUCACAACCUGAAGCAGAAAGGCUGGAAGACCACGUCAGAUUCCACUCCUGUUAGCCGAGAACUGAAGGUUUUUACACCGUAUGUAUUGGAUUAUACACUGAACAACCACGUUAUUAGGAACACCUUUACACCUACUCAUUCAUGGAAAAGGCUUGAAGAUUGGAAAAAGACCAGGUGACCAGGUGAUUUUUUCAAUUUUUGGAAACUGUCCUGUUUUGGAGAUCCUGUGCCCGUUGUAGCCUCACAUUCAUGUUCUUGGCCAUCAGGAGUGGAAGCCGAAGUGGUCUUGUGGUGUUCUAGACAUUUCGCAUCAAGGUCUGAAACAGUGGCUAUGUUUACAUGGAGAGCAGUAAUGUAAUUUUUGACCUUAUUCUGAUUAAGGUGUUUACAUGAGUCGCGUUUAGAAUAUUCCUUUCAUGUUGCCGUUUUACAUGUUCUAGAUCAUAGAUGGAUUAACGGCACACGUCAUUACGUCACCACGCCACGCCGUCCGACGUUCCCUCCAGAAUUUCACGUAUCGACAUACAGUCCGUCUUCGUUAUGGUAUCGUAUACAGUUUUGGGUGUUUUUAUUUUUAAUUUUACGAAACUUCAAGUGCGGUUAAUUAUUUGUCAUGAUAUACAUGCAAAUAGAUGACUGCUUGAAGCCGUGGGCUGCGUCCCAUACCGCAUACUUACGUACAUGUAUUUCUCCUACUAUAUAGUAGGCAAGUACGCGGUUUGGGACGCAACCGUGCUCUCUUGUUUGCCAUCAAACGGUUGAGUACUGCCGUGUGUGAUCGUGUCCUGUCGCAAAAUGCGGUGAAAACUCUCACACGACGUUAAUAACGUGAUGAAGGUGUGUACGUGUCUGUAAUACACGUCGAUAAUGAGACUAAAGCAGGAAUACUCCACACGUCUUAAUUCCAUUUGUGUUUACUUCGAGUAUGACUUUAAUCGGAUUAAGAUCAUCAGUAAUCUCUGUUUACAUGCUAGCGUCUUAAUCAGAGUAUCAUCUUAAUGGGGUUAAUAUCGGAUUAUUGUAGUCCAUGUAAAUGUACAGACUGUGAGAUGCUGUUCUGCUCACCACGGUUGUAAAGAGUGAUUAGGUCAGUUACCGGAGCCUUCCCGCCAGAGCAAACUAGUCUGGCUAUUCUCCUCUGACCUCUCUCAUCAACAAAGUGUUGCCGCCCACAGAAUUAUCACUCGCUGGAUGUUUUUUGCUCCAUUCUGCGUGAACGCUAGAGACCAUUGUGCAUUACUUUAAUCAGUCUGUACUGGAUUUCACAGUCUUUUUUUUGUGAUUGUUGCAGCCAAAAAUGCUUGAGAUAUUUGUUCUUUUCUUUUUUUGCAGAAAACUACUUGAAUUGGCGAAACUGCAGUUGCACGAAAUUGUUUGGCUCGGCACUUCACAGUGAUGUUUGUUAGUAAAUGAGACCUUUUAGCUGUACAAAUGUUUGACGCUUGUGAUGACGUCACAUGACGUGUGUCGUCUCAAAUCGGUGGGAAAUCUGCGGUAAUUUAUUAUAGUUAUUACAUAUUGCAGAGCUUGCUUGCUUUUACAUUCAUUUCUGCGAUAGCGAAAUCUUGGAGGGACUGUUUAAUGUGUUGUGCUGCUGUCACAUGAACGGAUAAUUGCACGAAUGAGGUGCAGGUGUACAGGUUUUACUAUUAACGUGUAAUAGUGUUUGAUUGAAAGAUUUAUUUGUCAUUUGUAAAUGGUUUUUUAUCACUAGAAAAAUCCAUAAUCCUUCUUCUAGCAUUUUUUUGGGGGUUAUUUCAACCAGCCUGAUAAAUAAAAGAUUGAAGUCUGUCGAAAAUGCCUGUUUCAAACGGAAUGAGUUGCAUCUUUUAUUCUUUGUUCUAGUCUGCUGUAUAACCCGAACCAACAGGACUUAACAGUUUCUAAAACAAAACACCUUUGUAGGCGCCCUUAUCCAGAGCGACUUACAUUUAACAAAAAUUUUUUUUCAUACAACCGAGCAGUUGAGGGUUAAGGGCUGUGCUCAAGGGCCCAGCAGUGGCAGCUUGGCUGUGCUGGGAUUUGAACUCACGACCUUCCGAUCAGAAGUCCAGCGUCCUAACCUCAGAGUUACCACUUCCCCAUAACCCACGUUAUAACUCCGAAUUUCUAAAAACAAUAACCAUGUCUCUGUAUUUCUGCAGAUAUUAAAAACCAAGCGUAAUCUUCUAAGUACAAAUGUCUCCAGUGUGUGUAUUACAGGCACCAUCAACCAUGCUCGCUUACUCUACUCUACUUUACUGUAUUUCUCCGGUUGUCUGCAGUAAGACUUAUGGCAACGUCCUGGUGUUGGAUGGCGUGAUCCAGUGCACGGAACGAGAUGAAUUUUCCUACCAAGAAAUGAUCGCCAACCUCCCGCUGUGCUGCCACCCUUGCCCUAAGAAGGUUCUGAUCAUCGGCGGAGGAGACGGCGGGGUGCUGAGGGAAGUGGUGAAGCAUCCGAUGGUCGAGUCUGUAGUUCAGUGUGAGAUUGAUGAGGAUGUCAUUAACGUUUCGAAGAAGUACCUCCCUGGAAUGGCGAAGGGGUUUUUUAGCCCCAAGCUGACUCUGAAUGUAGGAGACGGUUUCGAGUUCAUGAAGAAGAAUCAGGAUGCUUUCGACGUCAUCAUUACGGACUCCUCAGACCCUGUUGGCCCAGCAGAAAGCCUGUUCAAAGAAUCCUACUACCAGCUCAUGAAAACGGCGCUGCGUGAGGGUGGAAUUCUUUGCUGUCAAGGAGAGUGUCAGUGGCUUCACUUGGAGCUGAUCAAAGAAAUGCGCAUCUUCUGCAAGUCUCUGUUCCCUGUAGUGGACUACGCUUACUGCACCAUCCCUACGUACCCGAGCGGCCAGAUCGGCUUCAUGCUCUGCAGUAAAAACUCGGACACGAAUUUCCGUGAGCCAGUACGGGAGUUGACGAGGGACGAGAUCGAGAGCAUGGACCUCAAAUAUUACAACCCUGAAAUCCACCGAGCUGCUUUUAUUCUACCUGAAUUUGCCAGAAAGGUCCUAAGUGAAGUGUAACUGGAUUCUCGCGUACCAUCUUGUCUUACCGCUGCUUUGUGAAAUCAGGGCGAUGCCGUUAGCACAGCUGCUGUGUGUGGGUAUGGAUGUGUGGUUGUGUGUACCGCCUCUCUCUCUCUCUCUCGGUCAAGAAAAGGGAAUUUAUGUGCAUUUUGCACAGUUUUCACUCCAAUCUCCUAAACACUUAGUGAUUUUUUUUUUUUUAUUAUUAUUAUUUUUUUUUAUUUAUUUGCUUUUUGUUUCUAUCUGUACAUCAUCCACACUGUCAGUUUCUUACACAGUUUACAGCCAAGUGCCAGAAAUGUCUCAUCGUACGCGUUACAUGACCUGGGAUACGACAGUCAUAGUGAGGUCAAUACAAACAUGACACUUAUUUUGUGUUACAUUCCACUUCGGCUCGGUCCUGAGCUUUUCAUUUUUCCGUUUUCUGGAAUAGCGAUCAAACUGAAGACGCAGCGUUUGAGUCCUGUGGCUGUUGGACCGUGAACGUGCUUUGUUAAGGAUUUUGACUAAACUGAGAGAUGGCAGAUUGAUGGCUAUAGUACAGUAGAGAGUUAACAAACAUUGAAAUGCUCAUAGUAAAAUAAGCUAAUACAAAUUAACUUGAGGUUCAAAAGUUACAAGUAAAUCUGCAUCAUUAUGAUUAAUCAUGAACUGAUACAUAAGUGUUUUUUUUUGUGAGAAAUUUAAGCCUUAUCCUUAAUCCUUCUCCUGAAACGGUUUGGGCUGAGUAAGGUGCCGUGUUUUACUUCUCUUGCUUCUCUUACUUCACAAAUUGUAACGUUGCAAGCGCCUUGGAUAGAAUGAACAUAUUUUGUAUAGAACUUUCUGAACUGUGUGCCGUAUCGAUAUCAAUGGUGUGCUCAAAAUGUAUUUACUGUCUAACUUGUUGGCUUUGGGUCAUGAUUUCAGAAAGAAUGUGAACUCUGUAGACUCACAACUCAUGCUCUUUUGUGCUGAUGUGAAAUGUGGUUUUAGGUUCCCAACAAUGUCCAAUGAGAGGUCCGGUCACCCCAACGAGUUAAAUCAUUGUGAUCAGUUUUUAGAAGUGUAACUUUUAGGACCCAUGGGUUUAGGCCAUCCUCAUGUACCUGUUGUGUUGCUAUGAGCAGAGAUGUUUCCCUUUUUUUUUUUUCUCCCCCCCCCCCCCCCCAUAAACUGGUAUCAAUAAAUUCAAGUUCAUUUUGUGAAAUCUGUAACAUGAUUUGAAAUAAUAAAAUGUACAACAAAUGACUGAAUUGUCUUGUCUUUUUUUGGGCAACACUUGUAUAAACUACAGUCUUGGUGUAAAUGCAUGUAAGGAAUAAAACGCUUGGAGUUGUGCUGUAAUAAUAAUCAACAGAGUGAUGUGUAGCAGCGUUACUGAUACAAAUCUGA